AUGUCAGAAGAUUCAGAAUUAAUAGAACAAGUAAUUGAACAACCUGAUAGUUUGAUAAUCUCUCCACCUUCAGACUCAUCAUCAUCAUCAUAUAAUCAUAUCCAACCAUUUGUAUAUCUUGAAAGUACGGCAACAACACAAACCAAUCACAAUGUUUUACUUAUUUUAAAUCAAAAAAUCACUAUUGAUUUAAUAUCACUAUGGAAAAAAUGUGAAAUCAUAGUGUGUGCCGAUGGUGGAGCAAAUAGUUUAUAUGAAUAUUUCAACGACAACAACCACCACCACCACCACGAAAACUUACAAAGAAGUGAUUAUAUACCAGAUUAUAUAGUUGGUGAUUUUGAUUCAAUUUCUCCUGAUGUGAAAACAUAUUAUGAAUCUCAUGGAAGUAAAAUCAUUCGUCAAUCAAGUCAAUAUUAUAAUGAUUUCACCAAAUCAAUACAUUGUAUUCAAUUACAUUAUCAAUUGAAUCACACCAAAGAAAAUUGGUUUGAAUCUAUUGAUGAAGUCGAUGGAUUAGCUAAAUUAUGGAAUGGUUUAAAUAAUUCUAGCGAUGUUGUUGUUGAUAUUGAUAUUACAAUAUAUGUUCUUAAUGCUAUUGGUGGUAGGUUUGAUCAGACAGUACAAUCAAUUAAUCAAUUAUAUAUAAUGAAUGAAGAUUAUCCUAAAGUGACGGUUUUUUUCAUAACUACUAACGAUAUAAUUUUUUUAUUGAAAAAGGGGGUUAAUUAUAUUAGUUAUAAGAAUAGACUCAUGUUUCAUAAAGAUAAUGGAUCAUCACCAACUCCAACAUGUGGAUUAUUACCAUUAAGUAAUAAAACUCCAAUUAUAUUGAAUAGUUAUGGAUUGAAAUAUGAUAUGAGGAAUUGGAAAACGGAAAUGUUGGGACAAGUCAGUUCUAGUAAUCGAAUAAGCGGUGAAACUGGAUUUAUUGUUGAAUGUUCUGAUGAUAUUGUAAUGAAUAUUGAGAUUGAUGUUUAA
This is a messenger RNA of Candida albicans SC5314, 981 nucleotides long. Its product is annotated as thiamine diphosphokinase. Lineage: Eukaryota; Fungi; Ascomycota; Pichiomycetes; Serinales; Debaryomycetaceae. The transcript has a single exon. Gene Ontology annotation, biological process: thiamine diphosphate biosynthetic process; thiamine metabolic process. The record is from RefSeq and is a predicted model, not a curated record. Gene Ontology annotation, molecular function: thiamine binding; ATP binding; thiamine diphosphokinase activity. The coding region runs from base 1 to 981 and encodes 326 amino acids.